This is a messenger RNA of Notothenia coriiceps (black rockcod), 2995 nucleotides long. It is a transcript of the gene znf608, whose product is annotated as zinc finger protein 608. The transcript is spliced from 3 exons. Gene Ontology annotation, biological process: regulation of transcription by RNA polymerase II. Gene Ontology annotation, cellular component: nucleus. The annotation marks the transcript as partial. The record is from RefSeq and is a predicted model, not a curated record. Lineage: Eukaryota; Metazoa; Chordata; Actinopteri; Perciformes; Nototheniidae.
AUAGGUGUGCUGGUCGUGAAUGUGACGUGGAGGAAGAGAACCUACGUGGGAACUCUGUUGGACUGCACCAAACACGACUGGGCUCCUCCAAGGUUUUGCGAGUCUCCAUCCAGUGACCCUGAGCUGCCAGGUGGGCGUGGUCGGGGGAAACGGAUGCGAAUGGCCAUGGCCGAGAGGCCCUGCAUUGAGCCAUCCCCUGCUGCCAAAGUCAGGGGUCUGUCACAGCACAGAAGCCGUGGAGGUGGUGUGUCUGGAACCACUGUACCCAUCCACAGCAAAGGACGGAGAGGAAGCCUAAACCUCAUCAACAGCAACUGCCGAACGCCUGCUUCUUUCUUCACUGUGGAUGAGGUAAAACCCACCAACAGCACCUCCUGUCUCUCCUCCGGGAAGCGCAAGAAUAAACCACCGGCUGACCUAGACCUCAGUCUGGUCUCCUCUGACGACAUCAAAAAUGGGAAUGGAAAGAGAAUCCGAGCCAAAUGCCGCAGCGCCCCCUCCACGCCGCAGGGCAAAUCUGACCCCUCUUUCAUGGACCCUGGAGGGGGUUGUGCCUCUUCACCACCUCCCCCGCCUAUUCUCAUUGACUGCCCGCACCCGAACUGCACUAAACGCUACAAGCACAUCAACGGCCUUCGCUACCACCAGACACAUGCACACCUUGAGGCUGAGGAGCAGAGGAAGCCUCAGCUGGAGCCAAUGAAGGAUGGAGAGAGUGAGGAACGACUAUCAGACUGUGAGGACACAAUCAACAUGACAUAUGACCUCUCAGAGACAACCAGCACUAAUGCCAUCAGCUCCUCUAAGAAACCUGCCCCUCUAUAUAAAGUGACCACAGUGGGGUCUCCUAAGAACAGAAGACUACUCCUCAGUACUGACCACAGCCCCUCAGCCAACCCCAAGACCAGAAGAACCUCUCUGCUAAAAGAUGGUCUGAUUGAUGACCUUAGCAAUCUGCCUAUCAUCUCCAACAUGACCGUGGUUUUGGAGAACUGCAUGGUCCCAGACAGGAACUCCAUGGUCGAGAUGCCCAAGCUGGAAGCUGAAGGCUUGAUUGACAAAAAGGGAGGUACAUGCGACAAAGGCAAAAAGGCCAACGGCAAGGUAGAGAAACUGUCCAAGUCACGGACCAACCGACCUAUCGCACCGGCCCCUGCUCCUCCCAAGCUGGUAGCAAUACCCAAUACAGCUUAUCCGACCAGCACAGCAGAUACUGCCAACUCACAGCAGUCCUCACCUAUGGCAGCCAUAGGCCUCACCAGUAAAAACCUUCCCCUGAAACCCAUCAAACCAAAGCUGAGCAUUGUUGUGGAACCGAGCCUUGUCAAAGCAACUCUGGUUACCUGCAGCAAAGAGACCAGGAAGAAAGAGAAACGGAGACUGAAGGACAAACAUAACAAAGAUGCGCACACCAGGACACCUAAUGCUGACAGCAGUGCAAUCAAAAUAGAAGAUGGUGUUACUGGAGGUUCCAAAAUGGGUGUCAAGGAAAUUUCUGGAAGCCUUCUAAAGGAGCACCUCAGUAAGCAGGAUGUAAUCAACGGGCUCACAGAGAGCCAGGAGAGCAGGAUGGCCAGUAUCCGAGCUGAGGCUGACAAGGUAUACACCUUCACUGACAACGCCCCCAGUCCGUCCAUUGGUGGUUCAUCACGGAUUGACUCCAGUGGUGUUUGCCUUGCAACAGACAGCAAGAACAACAGCCCAGCCUACUCUGACAUCUCAGAUGCCGGGGAUGAUGGAGGAUCUUCCGAAUGUCGUUCGGAUGGAAUGCGGUCCAAGUCUGCCUCCUCGGCCUCUUCAGAGGUGAGCUCUAACAGUAGCCAUGGCAACUCUGGUAAAACCCCACCCACAGCAUCUGCCCCACCAUCAAAAGACCCCCAAUCCCCGUACUACCACAGCUACGACCCAUACUAUCUACAGGGGUACAUGCAGUCUGACAGGCAAAAUAGCAGCACCGUUCCUUUCCACAAAAGCGCUGGACUUGACGGCAAAGGCAAAGACAGAAAGGAAGAGGUGAAAGAUGACGACAAAUGCCUCUCCCACGAGUUCUCAGACUCAAAAAAAGGUGACGGGCCACCUCAGUCUCAGCUCCAGCUGGCUAUGAGUCAGACACAAACUGCAUUGGCCCAGUCGUUAUACUAUGGCCAGUAUUCCAGAGGACUGUACAUGGACCAGAAAAUGUUGCUGGCAUCAAAGUGCUGUGACCAGACGCACAGUGCCAAGCAGAGGGGCGAGAGAGGGCAGGGGUUGAGAGACAGUGAGGAUGAAAAAUAUUUGGUUGGGGGUUUAGCUGGUGGACCCAUGGUAAGCAAAGGUCCAGAUGGCCUUAAAGGUUGCUGUCCCAAACCUGUCCUGUCCUACGUGGAGAUGAGUGAGAGGGGAGAAAGGGGACAGAGUCACGGCGUGAAGGUAGUGCACGGUGGCAUGGUGGACCAGCACCAGGUCUUGAUGAAAGACUGUGAUGACAUCAAGUCACAUUCCUCUUCCUCUUCUUCAUCAGUCCACAACCCAAACAGUCAGACAGAUCUGGACUCAAAUGUUUCCUAUUCCAGUCCCUCAGACAGCCAGGCCUGGGCUCAUUGCCUUGCUCAUAGCAAAUACUCAGAGCUACAACAUGCGGAGGAGGCCGAGGAAGGUGAAGCAGACAGGGCAAAAGAGUGGGGCUCUUCUGUGGAGCCUGCUGGUGCCAAGAUGACCUCAGGAGAAAGAGGUGUUGGCGUAGAUGCUAAGAAAGCCAGGGUCCAUGAUCUCCCGCCCGCCAUCGACGUGGAGGAUUCAGACAGGCUGGAUGGGCUAGAUGAUCAAGGCCAGGAACCAAUAGGAGGGCUGGCAGAGGAGUCCCCGAGUGUUCGAUUGGCGGUGUCCCCUCCCAUGGCCCCCCAGCAGCCCUACAUCCAGUACCAACACUCCUCCUACCCGCCCUACCUGGCAAUGUGUGAGAGCGCAGGGGGCUCCUACAGAGGGGUUUCCCCAACACUGGUCCACAAUUACCCAG